CUGCCUGGUAAGCCUGCCGGUGCCAUGGCCAGUGCUACCUCUUUAGCCCCCAGCCAGGACAAGCAGAAGAGUCCCGCCGCCGUUCCUAAAAGCAAAGCCCGGGGAAAGAAGGGAAAGGGGAAGGGAAAAGCAAAGGCUGAACCUCCAGAGGAAACAGAUCCAAGGAAAUUGGAGAUCAUUCGCUGGGUGAACUCUCUGGAGCAGUCCAUGAUGGAUGCUCUAGUGCUGGACAGAGUGGACUUUGUCAAACUGCUCAUUGAGAAUGGGGUCAAUAUUCACCACUUUGUCACAAUUCCCAGACUGGAGGAGUUAUACAACACGAAACUUGGCCCUAUUAAUUCUCUCAAUGGUGUGGUAAGGGACAUCAAAAAGGGAAACCUUCCUCCAGAUUAUCAGGUCACUUUGAUCGAUAUUGGUCUGGUGCUGGAGUGCUUUAUGGGCGGAGCUUACAGGAGCAAUUACACCAGGAAGGCCUUCCGCAACCUCUACAAUAAUUUGUAUGGACUUAAAAGGCCCAAGGCUCUAAAGCUUCUAGGAAUGGAGGAUGAUGAACCAAGGGGAAAGGGCAAGAAAAAGGGAAAAAAGAAGAAAGAGGAAGAGGUGGAAAUUGAUGUGGAUGAUCCAGAGAUGUGUCGAUUCAAGUUCCCCUUUCAUGAGCUGAUGCUGUGGGCGGUGCUGAUGAAGCGCCAGAAGAUGGCGCUGUUUCUAUGGCAGCGUGGAGAAGAAGCUAUGGCCAAAGCCCUGGUGGCCUGUAAACUGUAUAAAGCCAUGGCCCAUGAGUGCUCUGAGAGUGAACUGGUGGAUGACAUAUCCCAAGACCUGGAGAACAACUCCAAAGAAUUUGGCCAGCUGGCCUACGAACUGUUGGACCAGUCCUACAAGCAUGACGAACAGGUGGCCAUGAAACUCUUAACAUAUGAGCUGGUUAACUGGAGUAACUCCACCUGUCUAAAGUUGGCUGUCGCUGCUAAGCAACGUGAUUUCAUUGCCCACACCUGCUGCCAGAUGUUGCUCACAGACAUGUGGAUGGGAUGCUUAAGGAUGGGCAAAAACCCCGGCCUCAAGGUUAUUCUUGGAAUCGUCUUUCCUCCUUUGAUUCUACUGCUGGACUUCCGUCUUGCAGAAGAUGCAUCCUAUAAUGCACCUGGCCAAGAACAGGGAAAAGACAAAGAUGACGACGCAAAAUCCAGCAAGGACGGUAAUGAUGCAAUUUCCCGAAAGGGGGAUGAAGAAGAGGGCACCACUCAUGUCCGUAAAAUCCCAAUAGCAACUAGGUUCUUUGAGUUUUAUAAUGCGCCAUUCACCAAAUUCUGGUUCAACACUAUUUGCUAUCUGGGCUAUUUGAUGUUGUACAACUACAUAAUCCUGGUGAAAAUGGAGCGAUGGCCAUCCCUACAAGAGUGGACUGUCAUCGCAUACAUCCUCACACUUGGCUCUGAAAAAAUCAGACAGAUUCUGAUGUCCGAGCCGGGGAAGCUGAAACAGAAGAUAAGUGUGUGGCUGGAGGAGUACUGGAACAUCACAGACCUGGCUGCCAUUUGCACCUUCCUUCUUGCAUUAAUGCUACGGCUGCAGAAUGAACCUUACCUGGGCUACGGCAGAGUCAUCUACUGCAUAGACAUCAUCUUCUGGUACAUUCGUGUUCUGGACAUCUUUGGAGUCAAUAAAUACCUCGGACCCUAUGUGAUGAUGAUAGGAAAGAUGAUGAUCGAUAUGAUGUACUUUGUGGUGAUCAUGCUGGUGGUGCUUAUGAGUUUCGGAGUGGCUAGGCAAGCCAUCCUUCAUCCUGAUGAGGAACCCACAUGGCGGCUGGCCAGAAACAUCUUCUACAUGCCCUACUGGAUGAUAUACGGGGAGGUUUUUGCGGAUUCGAUAGACCGUAAGACUAGAAUUCAUAUCUACGCAAUGGAAAUCAACCCUCCAUGUGGUGAUCAUCUAUAUGACGAGGAUGGGAAGAAACUACCUCCAUGUAUCCCUGGUGCAUGGCUCACCCCGGCCAUUAUGGCCUGUUAUCUUCUGGUGGCAAACAUUCUUCUGGUCAACUUGCUCAUUGCAGUGUUCAACAACACUUUCUGUGAAAUCAAGUCAAUUUCCAACCAAGUGUGGAAGUUUCAGAGAUAUCAGCUGAUCAUGACGUUCCACGACCGUCCCAUCAUGCCGCCGCCACUCAUCAUCUUCAGCCACCUCUACAUCCUCUUCAACAGGCUGUUUAGGCGGUGUGUUAAGAAGAAACAAGAGGGAGAGCUGGAUGAGAAGGACCGCGGACUCAAGCUUAGGCUGAAUCCAGAGGAGCUAAAAUGUCUGUAUGAGUUUGAAGAACAGUGUGUGGAGGAAUAUUUCCGUGAGAAAGAGGACGAGCAACAGUCCUCAACUGAUGAACGCAUCAAGGUUACUUCAGAAAGAGUUGAAAAUAUGUCUAUGCGUCUGGAGGAGGUAAACGAGAGGGAGAACAACAUGAAGGCCUCUCUGCAGACUGUGGAUCUGCGCUUGGCACAGCUGGAGGAGAUCCACGGACGGAUGGCAGUCGCACUGGAAAAGCUUGCAGGGGUAGACAGACUGGAGCUGACCAGAACCUACUCACGAAACUCCUCUGUGUGUGACCCCUCCUCCCUACUUCGCCAGAGCAGUAUUAACAGCGCUGAUGGUUACAGUCUUUACCGCUUCCACAUGGACUUGGAGGACUUGGCAGCAAAGCAGAAAAUAGACGAGGGAAUUAAAACUAGUGUAGAAAGAGAAAAGAGUUUCCGGCAAGCAUCCAGUAGAUGUUCUCCUAACGAAAAUGACGGUGGUCAGACGUUAGAGGUUGCUGGUUUGGAGAGAUCAGGUGUGGAAAUUCUCAUUUCUCCUUGUAAACAAAAGCCUCUUUCUGCAGCAUCAAGUCAUGAGAUCUUAUCCAAUAUAAGACAAGGAAAAACAGUGCUAGAUAGCCUUAUGCCUUCUUCCCCGCCAACAAGGACCAAAUCUUUGCGAUAUUAUCCAGUCGAAGACCAAGGCACCGCUCCUUUGACAAAGAAGAGGUCUAUGAGCACAAUCAUUGUCAGCCCGCCUGAUGAACCCGUGGAAGCAGAGGAACCCACGAAGAACCCCGAACUGCCGCCAAGGACAUCCUCUUCACCAAAGAGGACAACAUCUUUAAGAUACUAUCCAGUCGAAGACCAAGCCACCUCACCUGUAACAAAGAUGAGGUCUAUGAGCACCAUCAUUAUCAGCCCGCCGGAUGAACCCGUGAAAGCAGAGGAACCCAUGAAGAAGCCCGAACUGCCGCCAAGAACAUCCUCUUCACCAAAGAGGACAAAAUCUUUGAGAUAUAUCCCUUCUGAAAUCGAAAAACAGACAGACCCUAUCACAAAGAAGAGAGCCAUGAGCAGCAUUGUCUAUAACCCAGAGGAUGCUAGUGAUGACACCGCCGGCUACAGAUCAGUAGUGGAGCAGGUCACUCAAGCACCAGAUCGGUGGCCACAAAACUUGGAGUACCAGCUGCACCCUAGCACAAUUGGACACAUGCCUAGAGUUUCAACAGUGAGAACAAUCGCCCAGCAGUUUAACAGUGGCACUGCACCUACAGAGCCUAAAAAAGAGGAGAUUCAGACAGAUCAUGUUCCUUUAGAAAGUGAGGGAGCUCUUCCAGCAGCAGAACCCAUCACAGACAAAACUAAGAUGAGGGCCAAGAGAAUCCUCUCAGACACUACAGAGUAUCUGACUGUAGCUGAAGCAAAGAAUUUGCCGUCUCACAGGUCACAGAGCUUUAAUCUGAACGAGAGGAGUGCAAAAGUGGUGGACAAGGAGCCAAAAGCCUCCAGCAGCGAGAAAGACAUCUUACAAGCCUGCAGGGUGGGGGGAGAGGAAGGCAGGAGGAUGGAGGCAGAGAAAAAAGAAGAUGAUGUACAGGAAAAUAAAUAAUGGACACAAAAAGGAGAGAUUAAAAACAGAAUGGGGAAUAAAAAUAAGGAAGUUAUACACUGAGUUAUAGAUUUCCCAAAAAACAAAAUGAAAGUAAAGAAAAUGUUACCAAACCCUCCAACAUUUUCAAUUAUGCAGUUAAUGUAAGUUGAAAGUAGUAUUAGUAUAGUAAAGUAAAAAAAUCAACAAAGCUCUUUCAAAGAUCCACUUACUUUACUGACUUCCAUUAGUGUAAUGUACAAUAGCUUACAACCCUUUACAUUACAGCUUUAACCAGUCAUUGUGUUUCCAUAUUUGAUGUCUACACUUCCGGGUGAAAAUAAAUCAAGUUAGUUGUGCUGACAUAAUGACCCAAUGUGAACAUCAAAAACAUGUGGAUCCAUGUGGAAGUAUGAUUGACACUUUAAAUAUGGUCUGUAAACAUUUUCUUUCCAGAUACUGUAAAAUGUGCUUAAUAAUGAUCCACUCAGAUGAAUCCCUAUAGCUUUCAUGCAAAUACUGACGGUGGCAUAACAAUAUGUAGGUACAUCUUCCAAGAAACAAACACCCUUUCAGUUUCAUUUUGACACCAAAAACCUGUAUACAUAAAGGUUUCCUUAAAAGACAGACAGUUAUAUUUAUAAACAACUUUGUCUUUUCUAUCACAAUACUGUGACUCCUUCAAGGCGCAUAUGAACAAAUAGAAAUGAUGUCAGUCCAACAGGAGAAUAUAGGCAUGUUUGAAUACAUACAUUUACACAGACAAAUACAAUCAAUGCUCAGACUCAAUAUGUCUAUCUGACAGCAUCAUCAUAGUAAAUAUGACAAUAGGUAGUAUGUAUAAAACAAUGCUACGAGUUAAGAAAGAUUCAGAUUUUUUUUCUUUUUUACUCCCAUUUAUAAGACAACUAUGCAGAACUUUAUUCUAUUUAAUAAAGUAUUUUUCAAUGACAUCCAACAGAGGCAUUAUAAAAGCCAACAGAGUCAUUGCCUCCUGUGAGCAGACACUUCAUGGCCAGCUACGAACUAAUGCUGACAAUCACGCACUAGUCUUCUGCAUGAGCGGAUAAACAGUUUCAGGCCUCAUUCCUUGUUGAUCCUCUUCUGGUCAGGAGCAGAUCAGGAUGGGAUCUCAACAUCAUGAACCUGUGAGCUUCAGCUGGAAGUAAGGCCCUCUGAAUAUUACCAAUGAUGCCGCUGCUGCCGCCCGGGAGGCAGAAGCCCUCCAAGAACAGAAAAGUCAUGCAAGAGCCGAGAAUCCUAGAGGAGUGAACACUUAAAUAAUUUUAUCCUCUUCGACUUUUUCUCUGUGAUCUUGACUGGCUUGCCAGAUCCUCCGGCAUUGUUGUCAGUCUAGCAAGGAGAGAUAUGAAAGUGGAGAAAUAAAGUAAGGCUGAGCACCGACCAGAGGCAUACGUUUAUUUAUGGCAUUUAUAUUCAUUUCAAUCAAGCAAAUCAACAUUUUUAUGAGUAAUACGAAUAGUAAUGUGAAGUACCUAAUGUAAAUACAAAUAUUUGGUAUUAUUUAAUAAAGGGCUGAUGCUUUAUGAUAAAUCUGCCGCUUGUUUGACUGAUUUUCUAUUGUUUGCAUAUUUUUAGGCGAAUAUUGACUAUAAACAAAAUAAAUUCAAUAUGUUUCCCCAAAAAUAAUUGCAGCAGUUGUCUUCUCCAGCUGCAGUUUUAAAAAUCCACCUCAAAAUAGCUGAGGGGAGUGGUCUCUUUGUGGCCUAGGAGGCAAAAUAGAAGGUCUAAAAGAAUUGCUACUGCUUGCAAAGCUUAAUGCUUAUAUCACAUUUUAAAGUAAGGGGAAUAUGUGCCUCCCAUCCCCAGUGGACUUUACACCCUUUGCACCUAUUAUAAGAAUCUCUUAAUCACUUACUGUCUUUGAGCUCAGGUUAUGUAAUAUGUCUCUUCCCAUGCUAUAAAAAGCCUAGAAUGACAAAACAGAAAAACGUACAUGAGUAUUUUCAUUUGUAUUAUGUUGUGCUUUCAGGGUUAAAACAUGUUUCUUACCUCUUCUACAUUCAGGCCAGACUUUGCACUGGUUUCCAAGAACUUAACUCCAUAAUCAAUAGCAAGCUAAAAGAAACAAACACACCAUGUAAGGGUCACUCAAGAAUGCACAUCAUUUUAACUUGCUCAAGGCUGCUUGUUAGUUCAAGAGAGACUUACUUUUUCACCUCUGUCUUUGGACACCUGUCUCCUGUCAGACAUGUCACAUUUGUUACCCAGGAUCAUCUUCUCCACAUCAGACGAGGCAUGCUGGAAGAAAUCAAAACACCCAUUUGGCAAAGUUGUACAUAUGUCUUGCAACAAAAUGUUAAUGUCAUAAAGUAUUCUCUACCAAAUAUAAAAUCAUGUUAUGUUAUUUGUUUUGGAUUCUAUACGAGUUGUGAUUCUGAGCUCACCUCUUCAAUAUUUCUAAUCCAGUUUUUUAUGUUUUCAAAGGACUUCUCAUUGCUGAUGUCAUAAACCAACAUA
Messenger RNA from Eleginops maclovinus (Patagonian blennie), 6360 nucleotides. Its product is annotated as transient receptor potential cation channel subfamily M member 1. Gene Ontology annotation, molecular function: calcium channel activity. The transcript has 17 exons. Bases 25 to 3900 code for a protein of 1291 amino acids. Lineage: Eukaryota; Metazoa; Chordata; Actinopteri; Perciformes; Eleginopidae. Gene Ontology annotation, cellular component: plasma membrane. Gene Ontology annotation, biological process: metal ion transport; protein tetramerization; monoatomic cation transmembrane transport. The record is from RefSeq and is a predicted model, not a curated record.